This is a messenger RNA of Pestalotiopsis fici W106-1, 873 nucleotides long. RefSeq lists its product as uncharacterized. Gene Ontology annotation, cellular component: mitochondrial matrix. Gene Ontology annotation, biological process: cytosolic ribosome assembly. The coding region runs from base 1 to 873 and encodes 290 amino acids. The transcript has 2 exons. NCBI's taxonomy places the organism in Eukaryota, Fungi, Ascomycota, Sordariomycetes, Amphisphaeriales, Sporocadaceae. The record is from RefSeq and is a predicted model, not a curated record.
AUGAUGUCCAUGCGAGCAAUUGCGCGAUCUGCGCCCCGUGGCAUCGCCCGCAUCAGCUCCACUGCCCUCAGACAACCCACAAUCGCUCGCUCGAGUCUGGUCAAGUCGACUCCGUGGGCACCUCUUCGCUCAACACAAUUCACAUCGGCCUUUUCGACGACUCUUUACAGGAGGGCACCCGCCGGCGAGGUCGAUGAGGAGCUUUCGGCCAAGCUGGACAGCGAGCUUUCGUAUGAGAACGAGCUCAAGGACAGCGAACCCACUCCCGCCAGCGUCAAGGACUUCUUGGAGAACAGCCCAUUUGAGCUCAUCGACACAGCCGGCAAGCAGGAUGUCAUCCUGAAGCGCAAGUUUGGCAAUGAGACCAUCACCGUCUCCUUCUCCAUCUCUGACCUUACCAACUACGAGCCCGACCUGUACAACGAGGAUGAUGCCAUGACCGAUGAGCAGUUUGAGAACCCCGAGUCGCAGCGCGCCGCUGAGGAGGAGGCCGAGGACCCCACGGGUGAGGACACCGAUGCUGCUCCCCCGUGCCGCCUCAACAUCGUCGUUGAGAAGGACGGCAAGGGCGCUCUCAACAUUGAGGCGCUCGCCCAGGACGGCCAGAUCAUGGUUGAGAACUUCUACUACUACGACAACGCCAAGUUCGCCCACAGCGAGAACGCCGAGGUUACCCACCAGGCCCAGGACGCCUUCCCUGGCCCUCCCUUUGGCACCCUCGAUGAGGACCUCCAGAUCCUGCUGGAGCGCUACCUCGAGGAGCGCGGCGUCACCCAGGCCCUCGCUGUCUUUGUGCCCGACUACAUGGACCUGAAGGAGCAGAAGGAGUACCAGGCUUGGUUGAAGAACGUCAAGGCCUUUAUUGAUGCUUAA